AUGUCAAAGCUCUCGGAGCUGAAAGAUGUGACCCACAUCUUCUGGACCACUUGGGCUGUCCACUUCCCUUUGGACUCUCCUGAUUGCUCCGAUACGAAUGCCGAGAUGAUUGCUAACACCCUCGAUGCCCUCCUCCCGAAUGCCCCGAACCUCAGGCACCUCACCCUCCAAACCGGUACCAAGCACUACCUCUCACCUAAAAUCCUUAUGGGAACCGCCAAAUCUUUAGAGAGGAAGAACCAUCGUUACGAUGAGGAGAGCCCCAGAGCAACCUAUGGCCACAAUUUCUAUUAUGCUCUCGAAGACACGGUCGCGGCCAAACUCCUCGAGACACAAGUUUCAUGGUCAAUUCACAGGCCCGGGCUCUUGAUGGGAUGCUCCACCACUUCAUUUUUCAACAUAGUCGGGUGCUUGUGCGUUUACGCGAGCAUAUGCAAGCACCUGAGCCUGCCUUUCGUGUUUUGCGGGAGUCGAGAGUGCUGGGAGGAGCCCCACAUUGACGCUUCCGAUGCCCGGCUCGUGGCCCGGCAACAGAUCUGGGCAGCAAUCGACGGUGGAGAUGCCACUAAGGGGCACGCAUUCAACGCAAUCAACGGCGAGGAUUUCACGUGGAAGGAGGUGUGGCCCAAGAUCGCAGCCAAGUUCCAACUCGAGCAGCCGGAGAUGUCGCCGGAAGAUGGAGAUGGGUGGUUUUCUCGGGCCGGGUCCAUCGUGGAGAGAAUGGUGGACAAAGGAGAAAUUUGGGAGGAGAUCAUAGAGAGAAAUGGGCUGAGAAAAACGAAGAUGGAGGAGAUGGCAAAUUGGUGGUUUUUGGACAUCUUGUUCAGGUUGCCAUUCAAGCUAUUGAGCAGUAGAGACAAGGCCAACCGGUUGGGCUUCACCGACAUGUGCGACACCGUGUCCUCCAUUCUCUAUUGGAUUGACUUCAUGAGACAAGAGCAACUCGUGCCCUAG
Messenger RNA from Amborella trichopoda, 954 nucleotides. Its product is annotated as NAD(P)-binding Rossmann-fold superfamily protein. Gene Ontology annotation, molecular function: NAD binding; oxidoreductase activity, acting on the aldehyde or oxo group of donors, NAD or NADP as acceptor. Lineage: Eukaryota; Viridiplantae; Streptophyta; Magnoliopsida; Amborellales; Amborellaceae. The record is from RefSeq and is a predicted model, not a curated record.